GAGCUCAGGAAACCAGUUAUCAAGCAAACAUGAUUUAGGGGCAUUAAAUACAUAAAAUUGAGGCGUGCUAGCUACAAUGGAACCACCAAUACAUUGCCUCUACAAAAAAUGCAAAUAUACAGAUAAAACAGCAGCUGAUGACGAUAUUUCGUUUGUACCAUUUCCGAAACCUUUGACUCCAAGAGUCCGCAAACGAGUAGAGAAAUGGUUGUAUGCAUGUGGAAGAAGCGACAUCCCUGUCAGUUUUGUGGAGAAACAUUACGACAGAUGUUACGUAUGCUGUACCCAUUUCAUUGGCAGUGAUGGUCCGACCAAGCUGUGUCCAGACCCCAUAUGUUUCCUAAGAGAUGAACCUUCAGAGGAUGUCCACAGUGAUGAAGAAGGCCCCAUCAAUGAGGACCAGGCUAACCCAGUAUCUGUCGGCAGGGCGAGGAGAAGGUGUUGUGUCCCAGGAUGCACCAUGCAGGGACACAGGAAAGUUGAAGGUCACGGUGUGGUCUCCUACCAUUCCUUUCCCACAUUGUGCAGUGUACAAAGGAGGGUAUGGGCCAAUAGAAUUGGUAGAGAAGAAAAGAUGAACGAUUCAGUGAAGGUCUGCUCGCUUCAUUUCUCACCUGAAGUGUACGAUCUGCGUGCCUCCCACAGGAGAUGCUUGAAGAGGGGAGCUCUGCCCACACUGUUGAUGCCAACACCAAAAUCGCAACCCUUGAAGUCAAGCCAAGCUCUUUUGGAAAGUGAAGUCAACAUUUGUAAUGCAAUGGCUUCAACCACUGAUGAAGGCGGGGACGUACAGAAUGCUACGGUUUGCUGUGUGAAGGACUGUGGUUCUGUGUCUGGCAGAGACAGGUUGACCACCUUCUACCCCAUCCCCCAGGAUGACGACCAGCUCCAGGAGCUGUGGAGAGAUGCUCUGAAACUGGGGACAGGUUUCCUUCCAGAGGAUGGACACGUCUGCAGCAAGCACUUCAUAUCAGGAUUCAAGUCUGACUUCCCCCCGCACCCUGACUAUACACCAUCUAUUCUCCCAUCCUCAUCUGUUGAGGAAGUAAAGGCGCUGAGAAAUACUCUUCGAGAUUUCGAGAGCGGCAAUGCUGUGAGAAAGAUGAAGUACAACUGCAAAUCUCUGCAACAACACUGGUUUGAAUGUGGCUUCAACAGAGCCGAUCUUAAACUGGGCAUGAAAAGGGUUAAAGCUGUCAAACGUGCGCACGAACGAAUAAAACGCCAAGAACAUCUGAUAUCAAAAGCAAAGAGACAGAAAAUAAGAUCUGAAAAUAAGAGGACAGAAGACCAUGGAUCGCAAGAGAUUAAACAAGAACCCGAUUCAGAAUUCGAGCAGAGGGAUGAUGAAUUUGUUAUCGAGAAUGAACGAGCGGAGGAAUACGAGGAAGAUUGUGAUGACCUUGACCUUUCUGUCGUCAAGCAGGAACCCAUGUCAGAACACAAGGUGGACAUGAAAACAGAGGACAGCCAGAACUGGUUUUCCCGGUCAGUUCCAGGUUCAUCAUGUCGUCGGGAGGAGGAGGACAUGGAGGACCCCUGUUCCAAAGAUGCCACUUGUGCCUUCACUGUGGUGAGAACAGAUGGGAAAGUUAUGAUGUCAGAGAAGGCAAUCAAGACUGAACCUGAGGAUGAAGAGUAUGAGAAAGCAAUGGCACCAGCUGCACACCAAAACAGUCAGGACUUCUGUGAUGAGAUGCUGACUGUUCAUUUUGAUGGGCAGAAGAAGUUGAGACAUAAAAAUCUAGGAACUGCUUCUACUAAAUCUGAACGUGAAACUGUCCACGUAAAGAAGAGGAGCAAUGUUUCUGAACCAAAUGUGAACAGUUUGAAUCAAGUUGAUGAUAUACAGAAUGAUAGAAGUCAAGUAUCAAGUAUUCCAGUCAAGACAGUUGUGGCACUUAACCCUCAGACAUUCAGAUCUGGUGUCUCAACCAAAACAACUUUUGUGGUUCCAAGAGAAAAUAUCAUCACACUUUUAAUGGAUAAACCUGGAAAUCCAUGUCAGGAACAUUCUGCAGUUGGUCCGGGUAAAACAAGCACUGAAUUCACUGCAGAGACAUGUAAUCAACAAAACUCAACUUUGAACAAGUUGCAGGAAUCUGACACUGUGGUUAAGAAGCACAAAGGGAAUGCCACCAAUCGGGUAGAUCAGAACGGAUGUGAUUUUGAAGGUUUGAGCAUUAGUUUGGAUCAGAGACAAAGAUGUUCUAAUUCAGAAGUUGACAAGAUGUCCCAUAUUUCAGAUAGUACUUCAUCAGAUAUGUUGAUUCAAUCUCAGGAUGUGGGAGAAACACAGAAGGAAGAAGGACCUUCAGACCAUGAAGUACCUCCUUCAGAUGCUGUGUUAAAGAAACAUACAAUGGACAAGGAACGAAAGGACUUCAGCUCGGCAUCAGGAGGAGGUUCUGUUUCUGGGCUUCGAGCCAGUUCGGCUUGUGUAGCACCACCACACACAGAGGAAACUCCUGACACUCAUGUAGGUGACACAUCCACCACAUCAGAUCAGACAUCAGCACUUCCAGAGCCCGAGGAUCCAAACUCCAAAUUGUGCCAGACCAAAAAAUCCUUAUCCAAAGAAUAUACUUUUGAAAAAUUACUGAAUAAAAUGCAGAUACAGGUAACGUCAUCAGAAAUGAAAAGCCUCCUUAUGGAGAAACUGGACCCACAUGGAGUGUGUCCUUCAUUUCAGAGAAGCGGCAGAAUGAUGGCCAAUACUUCUGUUCAGUCACUUACAGAUAAAGUGGUUCUUCAUGACCUCAAUGUGCAGUGUGUAAGAUUAAACAAAGAAGUCAAGCAACACAGAAAGAAACUGAAAAACCUAACCUACGAUUUCCUGGACGAUGGACUGAAAGUAACAAAUGGAAACGUGUUGGGUCACACAGGCUGUUACACAGUUACCUCCCUUGUAGAGCUGUACGAGUAUGUUUCAAUAUGCCUGGAGACACCUCCACUGGACGACAUCUCAAACUCCCAGGAACUCAUCUUGACUCUUAUGAAACUAAGACUUGGUCUCCACAAUUACGACCUGGCUUUUCGAUUUCAGGUUGAUCCCACUGCUGUUCCAAGAAUAUUAAACAAGUGGAUAUCCAUCCUCUUCAACACUCUUUCCCCAUUGAUCAAGUGGCCUGAUGCUGAACCUGAAAGAACAGAACACAGAAACCAGCGAUGGAGACUCCUGAAGCUGAGGUACGACCUCCUCAUGGCUUAUGAUGGAAUUGACAGCAUGAAGGACACCUGGCUGAUGGAGCAGGAUGUGGAUGACAUUAUCAAGAUCUGUGAUGUUCUCAACAGCUUUGUUGUCCCGGACCAGCCAGAGUCUAGAUAUGUUCCAAUCCAGCCAGAAACGGCAACCUAUUUCAUUGAACAGGUGAGACAGGCUGUGAUUGCUGGAGACCAUGGUGCAAUGGAAAAAUCCAAAGAAAAACAAGAUUCUGGGACAAAUGAAGACAAUAUCGGCAAGAAUGAACCCAAGUGCCCCGAAAAUCCAGACAAAGAAAAAGAUGAAGAGUCCAAAUCCAUCAAAGACCCUCCACAGAGAGUGGGUGAUGAUAUUGACGGGGAAUUUGAACCAGAGGAGGCCCCUGGCAAUGAAAGGCUCCAUCAAGACUCAGUCAAGGGCAGUAACUAUGCUCACCAGAAGGAAGUGGAUAUGUACAGAGAGAUACAACUUGAUGUUUUGGGGAAGAGGAGUGGGUGUAAGAUAAUAACAUCACUGAUCGCUGUAUCUAAGAGUGGGGGAAUCCUGAUAGGGCCUCCGAGUGUGGAAGUGGAGGUUGAGACGCAACCCUCAGAGGAGUGGCCGACGUCUCUCGACUUUGAGAAGGUCUGUAGCGUUAUCAUGGAUGAUGAAAGUGACUGCAUGGACUGAAAAAUGAGAAUUACUAAAAAUGACUUCUACCUCAGGUUGUUUAGAAUGCUGCUUUGAUCUUUCUGACACAGGUCCUUUUGAAGUGCUGCUCUGAAGAGCUGUGUUCCUUAGGGACCGACCGUUUCUGGGUGUGUGUGGGGAGGAGGGUGCCUGUGAUUUUGUAUAGAGAUCACAUAUUUCUUCAGUUAUGGCUACAAACCAGAUAUUGUUUUAUUUAAUACUAUGAGCCUGAAUUAGAAAAAACACCUUGCAACAAUGUAAUGUUUUGGCAGCCAUUUUUUUUUUAACCGACUGAAACAUAAUUAUCUUUUUAAAAAAAAUUCGGGGACAAUUUAUUUUUUUCAAUAAAAUCCCAGUCCCCCACCGACCCAGAAUAUCAAAUUUGGUCUCUUAGUCUAGGAUCCACUCAGCGUGGGUUUGAAUCCCGAAUUCUUCUUGAUAAUGAUCCUGGUUUGUCAACACCAUAUCUAUGAUAAGUUUCUCUGAAGUGGAAAAGAUCUGUGACCUACAUCACAAUUCCCACACAUUAAGCUGGCAUUCUGUGAUAUGACUGAAAUACUGAUCAAGGUGCUGUCACACCCAACUCACUGACUCAUGGGUCCUGGUUCUCUUGCAUUAUCUUGUGUCUUUGAAGGAGCAUGUGUAGGACCUGAGAGUAUCAUGUUUUCAACAUGAACACACAAUGUCAUUUAGAAAGUGGUCAAAUGAAUUUGGUUCAGUUUGACGUGAGCAUGAUGUCUGCUCUUCAAUAGACAGAACCAAUAUAUUAUGGCAGUUUCAAGAAACCGCACAUUUAGCAUCUUCUGGAUUAUUUAUGUUGCAGCCGAUUGUAGUACUACAUAUGUUUGUUAAAUAAAUUUGAAACAAACUUAUUUCUACAGUAAACUAUGGUUAUGAAUAACUCAAAGGGACCGCUAAAUUUAGUUCUUUAUAACAGUAGUUCGUUACAAGCACGUAUACUGCAUUCAUGCACAUACAGCAGAUUGACGUGGAAAAUGCAGUUACUAACAUAGUUUACUGUACGUUUAUCAUCUAGUCCUUUGAAACACUGUACACACAAGGAUGUACCAGUAAAAUACUGUUUCUAGCAGCAGUUUCUUUUCAUUUCAUGCGACAGAUUCUGUCUUUACAAGGUGAAAUGGGGUUAAGGUCGCGUUUAAGAUUAUUGCUCUUGUAUAGUGGGGUGCAUACAUAUGUAUGUGCGUGUGGCUGUGUGGCUGCUUGUACUAGUUCGAACUAAUGCCGAUUUUGAUUGUGCUAGCCAACUGAGAUACCAUGCCGCAGUUUUACAUGAAUACCCCACUCAGUCAGUGUGCUGACUCCGAACCAAUCUGUCCUUAUUUUAGCCCGUUAAUGCCGAGCGCCAGGUAGGGUAACAACAUGUACAAUCUUUUAAUGUCUUUUGGUUUGAGGUGGCAGGGGACGGAUCGCCCAACCUUUUGCUCUCUCGGCAGAUGCUUCACCACUACACCACGGAGGCGGUCCUUAUGAUUUUCAUCAAAUGUUUCAAGUUGAAUUAUUUAUAUUAUCCAUCACAAAAAUUAUCAUUUUCAGGACAUUUAAGUAUUUUAAACCAGUAUGUUAUUGCAUUUUGGUAUUUUUAAAGGGCUAGUCUUCAGGACUCGGCUGGUGCAUCA
This is a messenger RNA of Haliotis rufescens (red abalone), 5508 nucleotides long. RefSeq lists its product as uncharacterized. The record is from RefSeq and is a predicted model, not a curated record. The coding region runs from base 77 to 3871 and encodes 1264 amino acids. Lineage: Eukaryota; Metazoa; Mollusca; Gastropoda; Lepetellida; Haliotidae. The transcript has 7 exons.